UCAGCUCAUGCACACUGCUUCUCGUGGCUGUAUAGCACAGCCAUACAAAGCAGUGUGAUUACAGUGAAGCACAAACACACCCAGCACACAGUUAACCCUUUGAUCACCCCCAUGUCAAUCCCUUCCUGCCCAGCGCCAUUAGUACAGUGGCAGUGUUAUUUUUUUAGUAGUGAUCACUGUACUGGUGUCACUGAGGAUGUCAGUGACACCAAGUUAGUUCCCCCCAGUGUCAGGAUGCCCGCCGCAGUCCUGCUAUAAGUCACUGAUAGCCACCAUUACUAGUAAAAAUUAAAAAAAAAAAAAAACCACUAUAUAUACCGCCAUUUGUAAACGCUAUAACUUUCACGUAAACCAAUUCAUUUA
Staurois parvus is the source of this 363-nucleotide messenger RNA. NCBI's taxonomy places the organism in Eukaryota, Metazoa, Chordata, Amphibia, Anura, Ranidae. The record is from the annotation of a GenBank genome assembly.